Dracunculus medinensis (Guinea worm) is the source of this 708-nucleotide messenger RNA. Lineage: Eukaryota; Metazoa; Nematoda; Chromadorea; Rhabditida; Dracunculidae. The record is from the annotation of a GenBank genome assembly.
AUGAGAUUUUCAUUGGUUUCGGUUCUUUUUUUAACAAUCGCUUAUGGUUAUAAAAUAAAAAUGAUCCAAGAAAAUAAAACACCAAAAAAUUCAGCGAAAGAUGAUGGAUUUAAAAUAAAUAUAUGCGAUGAAUGUAAAAUGCAAGUGAGUCGAUUUAUAAAAGCAUUAGAAGAUCCGGAAAAAUUGAAUCUUCUGAAGGAUAUCUUAAAAAGCCUUUGUCCUCAAACUUCUUAUGAAGACGAGUGUGCUGCAUUUGUUGACGAGCUUGAUGUGAUCAUACGCGAAAUGGAACCUUACCUGAAUGAUACGGCGAAAAUUUGUAAAUUGAUCCAUUUGUGUGAAAAUCGACGAGUUGAUUUAUUCCAUAAGAUAAGUGUAUUAUAUGGUAUGAUUGGUGAUAAUAACGAGAAAUUCAAAAAUGAAAUGGUAUGCGAUGAAUGCAUGUUUGCUGCUAGUGAAGUCAGAGAAACUAUUGAAAAUCCAGAAAAUCAACGAAAAGUUAGAGAUUACAUUUCAACGGAAGUUUGUUCAAAACUGCGAAAAUACAGAGGAACAGUUAGUUUCAUUUUUCUCCAACACAUCGAAAAAAUUUGCAGUUUUGCGGUUUCAUUCUUUUGUGUUGAAAUUGGUCUGUGCAAUUCUUACAAUUCACUAAAAGAAGAAUUCGUAGGAGAUGAGGUCAGCAUUUUCGCCGCAUUUGAUUUCUAA